Papaver somniferum (opium poppy) is the source of this 936-nucleotide messenger RNA. Its product is annotated as probable mediator of RNA polymerase II transcription subunit 37c. NCBI's taxonomy places the organism in Eukaryota, Viridiplantae, Streptophyta, Magnoliopsida, Ranunculales, Papaveraceae. Gene Ontology annotation, cellular component: cytoplasm. Gene Ontology annotation, molecular function: ATP-dependent protein folding chaperone; heat shock protein binding; ATP binding. Gene Ontology annotation, biological process: cellular response to unfolded protein; protein refolding. The transcript has 2 exons. The coding region runs from base 1 to 936 and encodes 311 amino acids. The record is from RefSeq and is a predicted model, not a curated record.
AUGUAUAAAGAAGCUAUAGGGAAGCAGGAGAACAAGAAGUUGGCAGUGGUCAUGCAAGAAGCAGGACAAUCUUCCUUAUCCGAAAAUCUAUUAAGAUUGCCAUUCCCAAGGAAGUGCUCCCUACCAGUGUUCACACCCCCGUUCACAUUGACUUCUACAUUGUUGCUGUUGGACGUUGCUCCUCUCUCCCUUGGACUUGAGACAGCUGGAGGGGUUAUGACUACUUUGAUUCCAAGAAACACCACUAUUCCCACCAAGAAGGAGCAAGUUUUCUCUACCUAUUCGGACAACCAACCUGGAGUGCUGAUUCAGGUGUUUGAAGGGGAGAGGGCAAGAACCAGGGAUAACAACUUGCUUGGUAAAUUUGGGCUUUCUGGAAUUCCACCUGCGCCUCGUGGUGUCCCUCAGAUCACUGUUUGCUUCGACAUCGACGCAAAUGGUAUUCUUAAUGUAUCUGCUGAGGACAAAACUACAGGGAAGAAGAACAAAAUCACAAUUACAAACGAUAAAGGAAGGUUGUCCAUGGAGGAGAUUGAGAAGAUGGUGCAAGAGGCAGAAAUGUACAAGACAGAGGAUGAAGAGCACAAGAAGAAAAUUGAAUCGAAGAAUGGUUUGGAGAAUUAUGCUUACAAUAUGAGGAACGCCAUCAAGGACGAGAAGAUUGCUGGGAAGUUGGAUCCAGCUGACAAGAAGAAGAUUGAGGAUGCCAUUGAAGCUGCCAUCCAGUGGCUCGACACCAACCAGCUUGCAGAGGCGGAGGAAUUUGACGAUAAGAUGAAAGAGUUGGAGAGUCUCUGCAACCCAAUCAUUGCUAAGAUGUAUCAAGUUGGUGGUGCUGGACCUGACAUGGGUGGUUUUGGCGGCAUGGAUGAGGAUGGUCCUUCUAUGGGUGGUGCUGGUAGUGGUGCUGGACCCAAAAUCGAGGAAGUCGAUUAA